Misgurnus anguillicaudatus (oriental weatherfish) is the source of this 3426-nucleotide messenger RNA. The record is from RefSeq and is a predicted model, not a curated record. NCBI's taxonomy places the organism in Eukaryota, Metazoa, Chordata, Actinopteri, Cypriniformes, Cobitidae.
AAGGAAAUCCGUCUUGGACUCAUUAUCAGUAUAUAAGUUAUGCUUUAAACUUUGUAAACCAACUUUUCCCGAAGAGAACGAUGGAUGCUCUGACGAUUCUUCUGUGUGUGCUUCUAACCACUACAGGCUUUCAAGGAUUCAGCAAAGCAACAACCAUUUGGUCAUUGACAACAGACUUUUAUGACACAACAUUGGAUCCAUCAGCAGAACCAUGUGGUGACUACAUGACAGAUUUGAUGGGUGAAUUUUCCAGCCCUCAGUACCCUAACAAUUAUCCCAAUAAUGCACGAUGCACGUGGACCAUUCACAGCACAGGACAAACAACAGUGCUCUUGACCUUCACCUUUGUGGAUUUGGAAAAAUGCUGUGAUUACAUUAAAGUAUUUGACGGUCCUACUUCACUUUAUCCUUUACUGGGAGAACUGCGAGAGAACAGGAGACAAUCUUUUAACUCCACCCAGAAUGAUGUGACUGUGGUGUUCUACAGCGAUGGCAGUGUAACCAAAAAAGGAUUUCGUGCAGAUUGGGUCUUUGUAGAUUCCAAAUCAUGCAGGAAUUAUUGUGGAUAUAGUUAUACCACUUGUUCAUGCGACGACAACUGCCAGUACAACAGAAACUGUUGCCAUGACUACAAGAACUACUGUGUAAAAACAACUGACUGGCCAGAUUUUGAGACAACUACAGUUGCAGGUCCAACAACAUCCUCAGAUGGCUCCUCCUGCAGGGAUAGCUGUGGCUCAUUUGUUGGCACUUGUGCAUGUUACAGUGCUUGUCAAGCUCUGGGUAACUGUUGCCCUGACUUUAAAACCUACUGCUCAUUGACAACGUAUGAACCGGAUUCAACAAAUGGGGAUGUGAUUUACUCAUGUGAGUAUGACUGUGGCUAUGACUUUGGCAUUUGCUCUUGCGAAAGCUCCUGUCAGUACCAUGGCACCUGUUGCUUUGACUUUGAGUGGUAUUGCCCAGUGUCCCCAACAACCACUACAACCAUGACAACAGGCUCGACAGAACUGUCCACAACAACAAUUACAACCAUGACAACAGGCACGACAGAACAUAUUUAUGUGGAUUACUUUUGCGAGUUUAGCUGUGAUAUUGACUUUGGCCCUUGUUCAUGCAAGAGUUCUUGUCAGUACCUUGGCAACUGUUGCCCUGACUAUGAGUGGUAUUGCCCAGUGUCCACAACAAUGCCCCCUACAACCAUGACAACAGGCUCGACAGAACAUAUUCAUGCGGAUUACUCUUGCUGGGAUAACUGUGGCAUUGACUUUGGCACUUGUUCAUGCGAGAGUUCUUGUCAGUACCAUCUCAUCUGUUGCUUUGACUAUGAGUGGUAUUGCCCAGUGUCCACAACAAUCAGUACAACCAUGACAACAGAGAUUUACUCUUGUUGGGAUAAUUGUGGCAUUGACUUUGGCACUUGUUCAUGCGAGAGCUCUUGUCAGUACCAUGUCAACUGUUGCCCUGACUUUGAGUGGUAUUGCCCAGUGUCCACAACAACCACUACAACCAUGACAACAGUUGUGGAUUACUCUUGCUGGGAUAACUGUGGCAUUGACUUUGGCACUUGUUCAUGCGAGAGCUCUUGUCAGUACAAUGGCAACUGUUGCAUUGACUAUGAAUGGUUUUGCCCAGUGUCCACAACAAUGUCCCCUACAACCACAGAACAUAUUCUUAUGGAUUACUUUUGCGAGUAUAGCUGUGAUAUUGACUAUGGCCCUUGUUCAUGCAAGAGCUCUUGUCAGUACCUUGGCAACUGUUGCAUUGACUAUGAGUGGUAUUGUCCACUCUCCACAACAUUCAGUACAGCCAUGACAACAGAGAUGAUUUACUCUUGCUGGGAUAACUGUGGCAUUGACUUUGGCACUUGUUCAUGCAAGAGCUCUUGUCAGUACCAUAGCAACUGUUGCCCUGACUAUGAGUGGUAUUGUCCAGUGUCCACAACAACCAGUUCAACCAUGACACCAGAGAUGAUUUACUCUUGCUGGUACAGCUGUGGCAUUGACUUUGGCACUUGUUCAUGCAACAACUCUUGUUACUUCCAUGGUAACUGUUGCCCUGACUUUGAAUGGUAUUGCCCAGCGCCUACAACAUCAUGGCCAUCCAUAACAGAUAAUCACCCAGCAUGUGGAGGACACCUGUAUGGUUCUGGGAUGUUUUCCAGUCCCAACUAUCCACACUAUUAUUAUGACAAUGCAUACUGUGUGUGGUAUCUUUCUGCCCAGGCAGGACAGAGGAUCUCCUUGUCAUUUGCCGAUGUACAAUUGGAGCGCUGCUGUAACUGUGACUACAUCUCUGUACAUGAUGGUUCUUCCACUGGUCAUCAACAAUUGGGAAAGAUCUGCUUCAAUGCCAACACAAACCAGACGUUUCACUCAUCUUCUCGAUACUUGACCGUUGUCUUCAGGAGUGACUACUCUGGUGUCAGUCAUGGCUUUAAGGCCCAGUUCACAAGCUCUUUGACUGCAGAUCAAGGUCGUGUGGACUGUUCUUCAGACAACAUGGUUAUUGUCAUUAGAACAUCGUACCUGAAUUCACUUGGGUUCAAUGGAAAUGACCUUUAUGUGGAUGACCAUCGAUGCAGACCCACCAUUAACAGUACUGAGGUUGUGUUCCUCUUCUCUCUCAACACGUGUGGCACUGGCAAAGAGAUGAUGAAUGGUUAUGUGACUUACACCAACAACGUGCGGGCAUCUCAGGCUCAAACGGGCGAGAUCACCCUUCAGCCACAGUUUCUGUUACACGUGGGCUGCAGAAUGGAGCCGGACACUGUGGUGCAGAUACUCUACAAGGCCAAAGAGGACAUCAAUGCUAACCUCACAGGAGCGGGUCGCUUUAAUGCCAGCAUUGCCUUUUACACCUCUAGCAGUUUCAACCAACAAAUUUUUCACUCUCCAUAUGAAGUGAACCUUAACCAAUACAUGUAUGUUCAGGUUUGGCUAAACAGACCUGAUACGAGCCUGGAUCUCUUCCUGGAGACCUGUGUUGCAUCUCCAGAUCCAAAUGACUUUAAAACCCGCUCCUAUGACCUGCUGCGUAAUGGAUGUCCCAGAGACAGCUCAUAUUAUUCCUACAUCAACGGUCAGCAGUAUUACGCAAGGUUCCGUUUCCAGGCUUUUAAGUUCCUUCGGACUCAUGCCAAUGUGUACCUGCAGUGUAAGGUGAUCAUUUGCCCAGAAAAUGAUUACAACUCUCGGUGUCGUCAGGGGUGCCGUUUACGUCGCAAGAGGACCCUUGAAUCCAACCACCACUCCAAUACUGUGAUACUGGGGCCAAUCACACUCAAAGUAGAAAAGCCUGGUGUGAAGAAGUCUGAGAGGAGAAAGAAAUAAAGAGAUCAUCUUCAUUGGCUGAAAACAGUGAUAAUUAUCAAAAAUCUCUGUUAACCACUUCUGUAUCCAAAUCAAUAAAGCAUUCCUAAACAGC